AUGGGGUCUGAUGACGAGAGCCCAAACUGCUCAAUUUCCGAGUUGGCCGGGAAACUGGCCAACUUUGAAAGCGAGCUGACAGCGACGCUGAAAGAGAUUCCGAACCGAAUCAAUAAAUCAGACGUCAAAUUCGAAAUGACCGUGAAGAAAUUCGAGCAGGACAAACUGACCACGAUGAAGUACCUGGACGUCAGGCUUGGCGAACUGAAAACACAAAUUCUGACGGAGGUCUACGCGAAAUUCGCGGACGUGAUUCAGAGCAACGAAAAGCUCAACAUCGGCCGCCAGCAGACGAUGCAGAACCUGGAAAGCCGCAUUUCGCUGAGACUGGAACCUUUAGUGGCCAACGUGGAGAGGAAAAUGGCCGAUUUCAUGGAUAAUUUGGCCAACGUGAGCACCAGCGACUCGAAUAAAAUCAUUUCCGUGCCCAACGACAACAAUAUCAGCAAUGUGGACGAGAUUGUCGAAAGCUUGAACUCGACGCUGCUGACGAUAGUGCACAAGUAUUUCUCGGAUCGAGAGGCAAAGGAGGCCGAGCACGACCGUCGCGUCGAGGAAUCGAUUGAAAACUUUGAUGAAAAGAUUACCAAUCUCGUUGCUCCGAUCGCGCUGGACGUCAAGUCGAACGCGCUGAGAAUCAGCAGACGGAUCGAGCAGCUGGACCAGGACUGGAAGGAGCGCGGAGACGAAAUCGAGACUUUGCUCAGGCAAACGACCGAGUCCUUAAAAAAGAUGGAAAACAAGCUUUUGUCUGAAUGUUCCAAGUCAGGUCGACUGAACAUCACGACGAUUGCCACUGGCCGUUAUUACUUCAGCACCGUCGAGGUGAGCUGGUUCCGCGCUAAGGAUUUCUGCGAGAGGUUUGGAAUGCAACUCGCCACGAUUGAAACCGACGAAGAGCGCCGAGCCCUUCACGUCGUCGCCCCCAUUAAGAACGAUUACUACUGGCUGUCCGGAAGCGACAUCGGAAACCUGCCCGGACACUUCAACUGGGUGUCCGAGGAGCAGGUGGAGGACACGUGGUGGGCCAACGGCCAGCCGAACGACUUCGGCGAGGGCAAGGAGACCUGCGUCGAGCUGUUCACCAACAACGGCCUGCUGAUCGACUACAAGUGCAGCGACGACGACUACUUCAUCUGCGAACUCAACCCUGAGUGCGAGAUCUACAACGUGCAGCUGCCAGAAAACACGCAUUAAUAAACACACCUCGGAUUUAUU
Cloeon dipterum is the source of this 1218-nucleotide messenger RNA. RefSeq lists its product as uncharacterized. Gene Ontology annotation, biological process: biological process involved in interspecies interaction between organisms. The transcript is spliced from 10 exons. Gene Ontology annotation, cellular component: external side of plasma membrane. NCBI's taxonomy places the organism in Eukaryota, Metazoa, Arthropoda, Insecta, Ephemeroptera, Baetidae. The record is from RefSeq and is a predicted model, not a curated record. Bases 1 to 1197 code for a protein of 398 amino acids. Gene Ontology annotation, molecular function: carbohydrate binding.